AGCCGUAGCCUGGUUUAAAUUUAAUCGAUCCACAUUUCUGUGGCCACGUAUGCAGAGAAUAAUCGAACCCUAACAGGAUAGCCCGCAAGCCAUCCCCAAACUUUGAUUACACCGCUCUUCACGGUCACCAUUAACAGGAUUAUUUAAGUGUCUAUGUAUGAAACAUGUAGCUAAUACCAUCAGAAGAGUGUCUGCCUCAUACUACAACCAAAUAUGACCAACCGCCUUGUCGUAGCAUUAUUCUACGAGAUAGCCUCUACUUAUCGCUCCCGAGGCUACAACCCGGAGGAUUGCCUCGAGUUCCACCCCGAGGAGACCAUCGACGCCAUUGCGGCAUCGAUUGAAAGCAAUGGCUACGAAGCCGUGCGUGUAGGUGACAUCCAGGAACUCGUCCAGCGGAUGGCUAAAGGCGAACAUGAGCGGUGGGACAUUGCCUUCUCAGUGUCCGAGGGAAUGCACGGCACUGGUCGUGAAGCGCAGAUCCCCGGACUAUUAGAAGCCUAUCAAAUCCCUCACGUAUUCUCGGAUGCAGCUACCCUCGCCUUGUGCAUGGACAAGGGCAAAACGAAAAUGAUUUUUCAACAAUCAGGUAUCGCAACGGCACCCUUUGCGGUUGUUCCUGCUUUCUGGACCAAGGCAGAUUGCAAAGUCAUGGAUCUCCUGGAGAUGGCUCCACACUGUCAAACGUUGCACGGCCAGUUUCCGCUCUUCAUCAAGCCUGCGUGUGAGGGAGCUUCCAAGGGAAUCUACCCACUCUCAAAGGUGAACAACCUUGUGGAGCUCGAAGAGGGGAUUCAGACCCUUCAGACUCGCUUCCCGCGACAAAGUAUCCUGAUCGAGCCCUUCCUCGCGGGAAGUGAAUAUACCGUCAGCGUCCUGGGCACUGGCCGGUCGUCCCGAGUCAUAGGCACGAUGCAUCUCAAUUGGGAUGGCCCAAGUGGACCAAAAUCCUCAGAUGCCGAGACGGCGCCGUCAGCCCACAGCGACUUCUUCCAUUCUUCCAACAAGAGUUACGUUGGGAAGAGGGUGGUUACCCGACAAGAGUCCGCCGAGGUUCAGCAAGCGGAGGAUCUAGCUCUGCAGGCCUGGCGGGUGUUGGAGUGUUGCGAUAUUGGUCGAGUGGAUAUCCGUUUUGGAGCGGAUGGGAGGCCAUAUGUUUUAGAAAUAAGCCCUUUGCCGGGAUUUCGCCCAAGCGGGUCUGCCCUGCCUGUAACAGCGCUUCACAAUGGUAUGAAUCACGAGAUGCUGAUAGGCAAGGUACUGGAUAGUGCCUUGGAGCGAUAUCCACAUUUGUGCGCCAAGCCGAAUGUAUAGGAGUAGUAGAUAGAGUUACCUCAUAGAUCCCCAUGAAGCAAGAGUCAUCAUACCGUCAACCAAAGCGAAAUCGAUAUUGAUCUGAAAUAUCUACAGUUUCAUAGACUUCGUAGGGUUAACUUGUCCACUUCUAAAGAGACAGUGAUUUAACACUAAGCUUAUGU
Molecule: messenger RNA, 1478 nt
Organism: Aspergillus pseudonomiae
Lineage: Eukaryota; Fungi; Ascomycota; Eurotiomycetes; Eurotiales; Aspergillaceae
Product: D-alanine--D-alanine ligase family protein
Exons: 3
Coding region: 214-1314 (366 amino acids)
Biological process (GO): peptidoglycan biosynthetic process
Molecular function (GO): D-alanine-D-alanine ligase activity; ATP binding; metal ion binding
Source: RefSeq, a predicted model, not a curated record